Besnoitia besnoiti is the source of this 1629-nucleotide messenger RNA. RefSeq names its product serine/threonine specific protein phosphatase. The transcript has 4 exons. The coding region runs from base 1 to 1629 and encodes 542 amino acids. NCBI's taxonomy places the organism in Eukaryota, Apicomplexa, Conoidasida, Eucoccidiorida, Sarcocystidae. The record is from RefSeq and is a predicted model, not a curated record. Gene Ontology annotation, biological process: dephosphorylation. Gene Ontology annotation, cellular component: nucleus; cytoplasm. Gene Ontology annotation, molecular function: protein tyrosine phosphatase activity; carbohydrate binding; protein tyrosine/serine/threonine phosphatase activity.
AUGCGCAUUCGCUUCAGCGUCAUCGCGUUUGUGCCGCCCAACGCCCAGCUCGGCGUCGUGGGCUCGGCGCCGUUCCUGGGGGCGUGGAAGCUGGAUCGCUGCGUCCCGCUGGUCCCGUACUCCGCGCCUCAUCCGCAGGGUCUGGAACCCAGUCUCUGGUUUCGCGACAUAGACUUGGGGGAUCCGGGGUGUGUCGCCCCCUCCUCUCCCUCUUCGGGAGAGGCCAACGACGCGCACGCGUCGGCGGGCGCUGCUUCGGCGUGCGGCAACGCGUGCGACGGCCUCGCGUGUGGGCAUCAGAGUCGCCCGAACCGCCACUGUCUGCCGGCGGUUGCGCCGCCCAAGCCGGAGUUCUACCCUGGAGACUGCGGGUUCGCCGUCGAGCUGCUGACUACGUCGCAGCGCGCGCAGCUGAACGACGGCUCGCACCCGCAGCCUGCGCGGGGCUUUUCGGCAGCCGACCCGCGGCUGCUGCGCUGCUCCUUCUUCUCCGGCUGCGCGUUGGCGUCCGUCGCGCCCUCGUCCACCUGCUCCUCGCCGAGUGUCGCCCGCGCGGCAACCAAGUGUGUGUGGGAUGCCGCGACCUUCCGGGUGGCGACGCGCGCGCCGGAAGUCCAGGCGCUGCUCGAGCGCCAUCCGCUGCGCCACGCGGCCUUCGAGUACAAGUUUGUGCUCUGGUAUCCAGCCAGCGGCGAAAACGCUGUCCCGUACGUGCCAGCUACUGCGGGAGAAGACGCGCCGACGACUUACGCAGGCGGCCACGACCAAGACCCGGAGGACGCAAACGGCGGGCGAGACGGCGCGCGCUCCUGGAGGGAGUGGCUGUUUCCGCCGCUGCCUUCGAGGUGCCCGUCGCCGCCGCAGCCUGCGGACUCCGUCGUCUGGGAAGGCUGCGGUCCGAGCAACAACCGCAAGUUCUCCUUCGACCCCUACGACGUCGUCGUCGACGUCAACGAAGGCGGAAACCUCGAGUCGCUUUACAUGUGCCGGAUCGCCCACUUCCGCGACCCCAGAGCUGGAGGCACUGGAGAGUACGAACUGACCACGCGCUUUUACAACGCAGUGAAGAGCGAGUGCCGCAUGCACUACUCGACGAUCUUCCCGCGAUUUUUUGUCGGGUCCUGCCCCCGACAGCUGAAGCACAUUCGGCAUCUGAAGGAAGAUCUGAAAGUGACUUGCGUCGUGAAUCUGCAGACGGAGCAAGACUUGUGCAACAACUACCCUGAUCCAAUUGCGAGUUCGAGGUCUGCAGAGGCCGUGAGUCACCUGUACGACGGGUCGGGUCUCCGAUACGUCUGGCUGCCGACCGCGGACAUGUGCGACUCGGCGCGGAAGAUCGCCGUCGCCAACGCGGCGUUCCUCAUCCUAGGGCUCUUCCAGAAUGGGCACUCGGUGUACGUCCACUGCAACGCAGGCGUGGGGCGGAGUAUCGCAGCAGCUUGCGCCUUCCUCUGUUUCGCAGUCGGCUUGGAUCUGCGGAAGGCGAAUUUUUUGAUUUCCGCGAAGCGCCCGGUCGCCUACUGGGAUGAGAAGGCGAUGAAGUAUGGCUUGGGGGACUACCAAGCCAAAUUUGGUCGCUGUCGAGUGACUGGAGAGGACGGCCGCGAGGACCGACGUUCCGCCGCGUAA